Molecule: messenger RNA, 5611 nt
Organism: Stegostoma tigrinum
Lineage: Eukaryota; Metazoa; Chordata; Chondrichthyes; Orectolobiformes; Stegostomatidae
Gene: ston2
Product: stonin 2
Exons: 9
Coding region: 732-3791 (1019 amino acids)
Biological process (GO): regulation of endocytosis; synaptic vesicle endocytosis; clathrin-dependent endocytosis
Cellular component (GO): synaptic vesicle; AP-2 adaptor complex
Molecular function (GO): clathrin-cargo adaptor activity
Source: RefSeq, a predicted model, not a curated record
UGGGGGGAGCCGGUUUCGAGUGAGGGCGGGUGUGUCUAGGCAACGGCCGGGAGCGUGCGGCUCAGGCUCUCGAGCCUUUUAAAUGUUGGCUUGAAACGGCCGUUUGUUCAGCUCGAGCGGAGGGCGGUGCGACGCAUUAACUUAAACACGGGAGGCGGUGGUGGAGUCCGGAAAUGUCAGUAUGCCAGAUCGAGGUGAAUGUUCGAUUAUAUGCACUGAUAUGAGUGGCUUGUGAUCAGACAUAAUGGGAACUGCGGAUGCUGGAGAAUCCGAGAUAACAAAGUGUGGAGCUGGACGAACACAGCAGGCCAAGCAGCAUCUUAGGAGCACAAAAGCUGACGUUUCCGGCCUUGUGAAUUCGGUUUCAUGCUUUUAAAUGUUCAAGCUAAAAAUAAAUAACAUUGGCCUUGUGAGCAGAGUGGAAAAGUGCUGGGGAAUGAGUUCAAUGAUGUCGGUCCUUAGGAUUCCCAAAUCCUUCAGUUCUUUCACUUAUCCACAGCAGGCACAGAGCAACUGCUUCACAAAUUAUAAAGUCUGAUGUAUUGGUUAAAAGCAUCAGCUUACAACAACUGUAAAUUUUCAUGGAUUUGUACCAUGAUCGGUUUCUUAAUCGGAGUUACUAAAGAAAUUGAUGAAGUUGCUUUGGACGAACGUUAACCUUCGCCUUUGCUGCUUUAUGACAGUAUUGCAGCAGUACCAAGCAGAACAAUUCAUAUGCACUUGAUACGACAAUGUCAUCUACUAAUGUGAUCGCUAGCCACAGAUCAGACUGGGUCUCCUUUGAUGAUGAUACACAAUGCACAGUGCAUGCAGGAGAAGCAGCUGGAGAUCAAAGAAGCUAUUCACCAGCCUCACCUGCAACACUUGGAGAUGAGAAUUAUCUGGACCAUACAAUCCAGCAAUCCUCCUCAACUAUUCAAGCUAGUCCUUUUGUCGGAAGCCAGCAUAGUUUUGUGUGUCUAACACAAACGGUAUCUGUGCCUAGUGGAUGGAUUCGUUUUGACGAUCAACUUUGGCCUAAUCCUGCACCACUCCACCCCCCGUCAACAGGUUCAAGAGGGCUUGCUACCUCAAAAGGUAGCUGGACAAUCCAUUCUGAAGAACUCAGUAAUGUGAGUUUGGCUGUGUCUAACACAGAUUUACAUUCUACUGAUACAGAUGAUCUGCACAGUGGCAAUAUUUCCAGACCUGAGACUCCAGAUACAGGCUCUUUUUAUCAUCACAAUGGAACUAGCAUGGAAACAGUGAAUAAAAAUCCUGAUAACAUGCAGCUGAAUGGGUGCAAAAUGUCAACGGCACGCUUUUCAAGUUGGGUGACAUUUGAUGAUGAUCCAGAUCUUGUUUCACCAGUACAAACAUCUCUUCUAAAACUGGGAAUUUCUCACAACUCCACAGCUCAAGAAAAUGAUAAGGUUCUUCAUGAGCCUCAAACUGGCAAUGUAAAAACAGCAUCAAAGAAUAAUUUGGUGGAUUUUUCUGCUGAAGAAAAAAACGACGUACUUGCACUAAUUAGUCCAACCAUAAACCCAUUUUCACCAGUUCGCACUACUAACCCUUUCUUGGAUGAAGCUUUACGUGAUGUCCAGCCAUCACCAAUCAAUCCAUUUCAAGCAUUCUUUGACCAAAAUGAAAAGCCAGCCUUGGUGAACUCAUCAGCAAACACAUCACAGAUCUUUCAACAACAAAAUGUGCCUGACUGUCAAUUUUCUGAUUCACAUCCCAGUUAUCAAAAGGAUUCUGGUCCUACAUCAGGUCAUUCUCCAGAUUCUAUUUCCCCUUAUUUUGGAAAUUUAAAUGAUCAAAGGAGUUUAGUUGUGUUCAAGAAUUCUCCAGAUCUGGCCUCUCCACUUCCUGCUGUAAGUACUAAAGAUCAGGGGGAUUCUGUUUUCAUUAAUUCUUUGAAUUCAGUGCCCUCAUUUUCUGAUGUAAAAGUCAGAAAUCAAAGGGAUUCUAUUAUUUUCAGUGAUGAUGAUGAUCUGGUUCCCCCAUUUCCUGAUGGAAACCCUAAUACUCAGAUGAAUUGUUCAGUAAUCAUGAAUUCUGAAGAUGUGAUCUCACAACUUCCUUCUGCAAUUGUAAAUGAUGUAAAAAUCAGUAGUCGAAGGGAUUCCAUUAUGUCAUUUGAUCACUGUCCAGACUCCUCAUUUUCCAGUUCUCGCAACAAUGGUCAAAGAGAUUCUUUUAUGUUAAGUAAUGCUUUAAAUGCCACGUUUAGAGAUAACCCAAUAAACUACAGCCCUCAUCUUGAAACUCUAACUCAGCUUAAGCAAAUUAAAAUUGUGGAUACAGGCCAACUUGAUAGUCCUACCUUACCUGAUGAUCCUUUGCACUCCCCAGAUGCAGAAAGCUAUACAUUUAACUUUAACUACCUGCAGCCUAUGGAUGGUUGGCCAAUGAUGUUGAGAAUACCUGAAAAAAAGAACAUAAUGUCAUCAAGACACUGGGGACCUAUAUAUGUGAAAGUGCUAGAUAAUGGAUGUUUACAACUCUUUUAUGAAAAGGGUCUUGAGAAGCCUUUUCGGGAAGUUCAACUUCUGCCCUGCCAUGAGCUGUCUGAACUGAAACUUCAGAACUUUGAUGAAAAUGGGAAAAUACACACUAUAAGAAUAGAUCAAGUAUCAUACAAGGAAAAGCGGAAAUAUCAUCCCAUGCUAACAGUAGUACAGGCACCAGUUCGGGUGCAGGUGAUGAAACUGGGCACCACAAGUUACGAAGAUUAUGUAAGUUUUGUGACUACAGUUCAGGAUACACUAAUGAAAUUGCCGAGUGUCAGAGAUAUUUGUGCUAAUUACUUUGAAGAAGAGAUAACUGUGGAAGUACAGGAUGAAUUUAAAGGUAUUGUGGCUAAAGCAGAGAAUAGACUCAUCCAGCAUUCUGUGGUCACCCAUGUCAGUGUUCUGGCUUUUGUGUCUGGGAUGCCAGAAUGUAGAAUGGGCUUAAAUGAUGUUCAGAUGAAGGGACAUGAAGUUGUGUCAAGGCAUGACAUUAUUCCCACAACCACAACUAAGUGGAUUAAAAUGAACAACUGCCAGUUCCAUAAAUGUGUGGCUGUUGAUGAAUUCAAAGAUUCCAGAUUAAUUAAGUUUUUACCAUUAGAUGGUCAUAGGUUUGAAUUGAUGCGUUUCAGGACUACCUUUGGUGAAAAGACACUUCCUUUCUCACUUAAAACCUUAGCAACUGUUAAGGGUGCUGAAGUGGAGCUUCAGUCUUGGUUGGUGAUGUCAUCAGGAUUUGUAUCCAAUCGGGAUCAAUUUGCAGCAACGCCUUGUGAAAAUGUGAUGAUUCGGUAUCCAGUGCCAACAGAUUGGGUUAAGAACUUUCGACGAGAGGGUGUCUUACGAGAAAAGUCCCUGAAAGCCAGAGUUAACAGGAGUGCCAGCUUUGGUAGUGCUAGCGUAUCUGGCUCAGAGCCUGUAAUGAGAGUAACAUUGGGAAGUGCCAAGUACGAACAUGCCUUUAAGGCUAUUGUUUGGCGAAUCAACAGACUUCCAGACAAAAAUUCAGCUUCAAGCCAUCCACAUUCUUUUUACUGCCACCUUGAACUGGGAUCUGAUCGGGAGGUGCCUGUUAGUUUUGUCCACUAUGUGGAUGUGGAAUUCGACAUGCCCAGUGCUUCAGCAUCCAAAGCAGCAGUUAGAUCAAUUGGAGUGGCCAAUAAGAAUGAAGUGAGAAAAUGGGUUGUUUACAAAGCUCAUUACAGUUAUCAGGUGGAAAUGGAACAGAAAAAGGUUCAGGCUCCAAACGUCGACACUAUAGAAACCGAUCAUCCAAAUGAGUGCAUUCAUCAAUGAACCCUUCUAAAUUCAGAGGCAACAUAAUCAACUUGGUACUUUUACAAAGGAAAUUCAACCUAUCAAUAUAUCAAGUAGCAUAAUGCUGCCAUCAUACAAGUUUCAAGCACGGAAGAGAGCAAAAAGGAAAAUUUUGAUUUCAGUAUUUCAUGAAUUUGAUUGGGUCAAGAUACAGUGACGGGAACAUGGAUGACUGAACAAAUGUGGAUUCAAUUCCUCUGAACAGAUUUAAUGGUCAUUCUCACCAAAUAACACAUAGCCAAUUUUGUUUUUAAUCUUGUGCGUACUUGGAACCUUUAGCAGAGUUGGAAAAUGUGGGGAAUACAAGUCAUUUUAGGGUAAAACAUUGAUCUUUAUUUUGUUGUUGUUUUCCCAUGUCUUGGUGGUAGAAGGACAGAAUCAUCACACAUUUGUAUUCAGCAGCCCUCCUUGCCCUUGCCUUGCUGUUCAGUGUGUGUCUGAGAUUGAGGUUUUCUGCUGGAUUUUUUUUUCAAAUGGAUAUGAACUAAAAAUGUUUAAACAUGCACUGGUUCAUUCCUCUGUUCUGCUGAAAGAUGAUAGUUUUCAAACCACUUGAUCAAUUUUUUUUUAAAAGCAUUGUUAAAAUGAAUAGCCUUUGGAACAAUGAGAUAUAUCCUCUACUUAUUGUGAAAAUUAAAUGUUUUGCAGAGCUGCAAUCAAAAUUUAUUUGAUUUUAUUGCCAAUAUUCUCUUUCAGCUCCUCAAUGCCCUGAUUUCUUAGUUAAAUACUCAUGACAGGAAUUCUGAGUCACGCUAACUAGGAGGACUGGCCCAAGCCCCAGUCAGAGGUGGAUUUGCUGAUCUAUCUUCUACAUCAGUGUUAUAAUUAGCCUCAGCAUCUCUGGGUUAGCAAAGAAAAAAAUCAGCUCAAAUUUGUGGCAUUUAUGAAAUUCACUAUGAACUACUCAGUAUCUUGAUUCACAAAUUAAGUAGGUCUAGAAGGCUGCCAGUUUCUGUCAAAAACACAAUCAAUCAAUAAUCUCAACAGAAAACACUUGUUUAAGGGUUUUUUUGAUUGUUGCUAAAUCUCUAUAACUUCUGCAAUUAUGGUAAUUAUUUUCCUAUGACGAAAAUUAAAUCUUUAUCGAUCUAUUAAAUUUUAAAAAUCGAAUUGUAAUAAAUAGGUCAGUACUAGGAUCUGAUAAUUAUGGAUGUAAACUGUAAAUUAGUAUGUCUAGGAUACCAGGUGAAUUGUACAAGAGCGCAAAAGGUGAAUGUAAGGGGAACGAGAAGGAAAACACAACUGCAAUAUGUAUGUCAAAUUUCUGCAUUGGAUUCAGAUUCCUUGUGUCACAGCAUUCUUAGGUUAGACAUUGACUACUGUGAUACUUGCAUCGUAAGAUAGCUUGACUAAAAUAAUGUUGAACAAGUAUUGGUAAUGUUAACAAUAUAUCACUAAUGUUGCAAGACUUCUCUAUUAGAAUUGCACAAGGAAUUGGAGGAAGGAUAUUAAAUCUUUUAGCUAGUGCAAAGGAAAUUCAUUAGAAAAAUAUCAGGAAGCUGAGACUUUGAUUAUGUGGAGAGGCUAGAAAGACUUGUUCUUCGAGCAGAGAGGUUAUGGGAAGCGUAAGAGUAGAAUUUUAGGUUGGAAGAGUUUUGAUAUGGUGAAAAUGUUUCCACUGAUAGAACAAUAGAUAACCAGAGGAUGCAGAUAUGUGAAAAUGAGCAAAGAGCCAGAAAGAAAAAUGUCUUCUCUUUCCACAGAAAAUUAUGAUCUGGAAUGGAUGGUGGAAUCACAUGCGAUCUAAUCCUUUCAAAAGAGAAUUAGAUAUAUUUGAAAAAGAGAAAUUUGUAUGGAUG